GUAACAACUCAACGGUAGCUAGCUAGCAGUUAGGACGGUAUGCAAAGGUGAGACCAAAGAGAAGGGAAGUAUGGAUAUAAUCCAGGUCAACUGAAUGAUUGCUGUUCAUCUUUUCAGUGUAGAAAAAAAUGUCCGGUAUAAGCCAGCACUAUGGAUUCCAGUCCGCCACCAUGGUGCAGCCGGCCAAUGGCGGUCACGCCUACCUGUUUGGAAACAAUGGCUCAGAGAAUGACUUGUCAGAAGAGGAUGGGGAGAGCUAUGAGCUGCGGCCCCGUGGCAGAGAGAGGCUGCGGAGAAGCACCUCCAGAGAGAGGAUGGACGAUAUCAUCUACCUGACCAAAGACAUCCAGGAGGGGGACACGCUGAACAGCAUCGCCCUGCAGUACCACUGCUCAGUGGCUGAAAUAAAGCGUGCUAACAACCUCCUGACGGAGCAGCACUUCUUUGCCCUGCGCUCAGUCAAGAUCCCUGUGAGGCGCUUCAGUGUCCUCACUGAGACGCACAGCACUGCGCCUCUCAAGUCUGCCUCCCCCUCGGGCUCCAGGCACCUGGCCCAGAUCUCACCCAUAACCUCCAUCCCCUCGGAAUCCUCCUCAGACUCUUCCUCCUCCACGGACAGCAUAGAAGGGUUCCUCCUGGAGAAGGACAAGGACAUCGAGCGGCUGGUGAAGUCCACGGGUCCGUCUCGGAGCAGCCUGAAUGAGGUUGUUUCCUCCUUAACGCUACAGCAGCCACUACUAGGAGAGGGAGAGUACAAACCGGUGCAGAGGAAGGACCCUUAUUACGGGGCAGACUGGGGCAUGAGAUGGUGGACGGCUGUGGCCAUCAUGCUGGUGGUUGGCAUCGUCACACCUGUGUUUUAUCUGCUGUACUACGAGGUUCUCAUGAAAGCUGAAGUCAGCCAUCACGGCAUUCCUACAGCGGCUCAUGGCGACAGACCUCAUGGACAUCCAGACGGCAAUCAUUUAAACAUUCCUGCAAGAGAAGACCACCACGCUGUGGAACAUGCUGGAAAUGUUUUGAAUGGAGAUUCACAGGGAGCGGCUGGAGAUAAAGCAGGAGACGGUGAACACGGAGGACUUGAGAAAACAUAACGAGGGAUUAUAACUUUUCAUAGAAGACAAAUGCCAACUCUAAUAGAACUGGGUGGAUGAACCCCUUGAGUCGUUUUUAAAGACCUAAUGCAAUCUGUCUGACGUGGAGUCUCUUUUAUAGUGCGAAAAGUCAUUUUUAUAGGGUUGAAAGACAUUCCUUGUGUCUGCCAAUAUACAGAUGUGCUUUUUAAAAAGGAAUAUCAAUGGCCUAAAGAAACUAAAUGUUAUGAUUGGCUGAAAAGGGAUACAUUUCAGAGUUUAUAUCAGGAUACCCAAUAGAUUUCAGGUUAUCAAAAAUGUUGGGUUGGUCCAUUUGCUGCUCAAAAUGUAAGAAUCUAGGUGAUGUUUUUGUUAUCUGCAUUAUCCAUAAGCUACCCUCAAACUGUAUGAAAAACAAACACAGCAGCACUUCCCAAUUUCUGUUUAAACAGGGAUGGAAAAUAAUCUUUAAUUCUCCAGAUUUCAUUUAAAUGCUGUUUUACUCAGUUUGAUUUAAGUGUAUUUCUUGCCAUGUAUGAAAUAGUGUAUUUUCUAAUGCUGUGUGUUGGGGAAAGUAUGGCUGCGGCCAUUGAGUUUAAUAUGUGCUAAUUUAUUUAAAGAAUGUAGUGCAUUAGCCUUUACUUACAAUAUCAGUAUUGGAAGGUACUAGUUAAACUAUUUUCGGAAUUUCCAUUCAAGUUGCUUGAAUUUAUUUUUGCGUUAGCUUGCAGGGAGAAAUGCAUUUUUUUUCCAUUUAAAAACCUCGGAGAGCAUGGUGAGGAGAAUGGGAAAUGCACAUUAUUCCCAAAGUGACUCAAACUUGUAAUUAUUUGAGAUUUUAGACUUUGUUAUAUAGCCCUUUUAUUUGAUCAACGUGUCCACUUGAUACUUUAUAAAAAAGCAUUACAUGUUGUCGACAGUAUGUGCCUUUCAACCUGUGGAAGUGUGCCACAGGCUGGAAAAUAAAAUACAUCUAUUUUGAAUAAAUUAUUGCCAGUG
Trematomus bernacchii (emerald rockcod) is the source of this 2072-nucleotide messenger RNA. RefSeq names its product LysM, putative peptidoglycan-binding, domain containing 3 (gene lysmd3). The transcript is spliced from 3 exons. Lineage: Eukaryota; Metazoa; Chordata; Actinopteri; Perciformes; Nototheniidae. The coding region runs from base 129 to 1094 and encodes 321 amino acids. The record is from RefSeq and is a predicted model, not a curated record. Gene Ontology annotation, biological process: Golgi organization. Gene Ontology annotation, cellular component: Golgi apparatus.